Centropristis striata (black sea bass) is the source of this 2588-nucleotide messenger RNA. It is a transcript of the gene stk24a, whose product is annotated as serine/threonine kinase 24a (STE20 homolog, yeast). The record is from RefSeq and is a predicted model, not a curated record. Lineage: Eukaryota; Metazoa; Chordata; Actinopteri; Perciformes; Serranidae. Gene Ontology annotation, molecular function: ATP binding; protein kinase activity. The transcript has 11 exons. Gene Ontology annotation, biological process: protein phosphorylation. Bases 436 to 1737 code for a protein of 433 amino acids.
AUGGCGCUCGGCGACAGGGAAAAGUGAUGAGAGAAUAGAACAACAAGCGAUACAACUACAUAACAGUGUGCAUUUAUUUACCCCGUGCGACUAUUUUAAACCCAGACUUAUAUCUUAACAUCGGGAAACUGUCAAGCACGUCCUGAGAGGCCGCAUCGGUCUACGGAAAUAUAAAUAUUCAGCUAAGUGUUUGCUAACUAGCUGCUAAAGUAGCUAGCCUAGCUAACGCUCGCUAACUGCGGAAGGAGAAGGCUGGCAGGCAGCUCCAAGUAACAAGCCGACAAGUCGAGCUCAAUCUGGUUAAAAUUAAGCAACCUCUCCGUUUGAUACUUAAACGACACGUACAGAGUGUGCAGGUGUCGCCCAGGAAGCUACAUCUCUGAUAAAGAGAGCAGAAAAAGAAGAGGAAAGGCGUCAUUUUGCUGAUCUGACGCCAUGGCUCAUUCCCCUAUUCAGAGUGGACUGCCGGGGAUUCAGAAUUUCAAAGCUGACCCAGAGGAGUUUUUUACCAAGCUAGACAGGAUAGGGAAAGGCUCUUUUGGUGAAGUUUUUAAAGGCAUCGACAAUCGGACUCAGAAAGUUGUGGCCAUUAAAAUUAUUGAUCUGGAAGAAGCUGAGGAUGAAAUCGAAGACAUUCAACAGGAAAUCACAGUUCUCAGCCAGUGUGACAGUCCCUUUAUCACCAAGUAUUAUGGAUCCUACCUAAAGGGUACAAAAUUAUGGAUUAUUAUGGAAUAUUUGGGUGGAGGAUCAGCCCUGGAUUUGUUGGAACCAGGUUGCCUUGAUGAAACACAGAUUGCCACAAUAUUGAGAGAGAUCCUGAAAGGGCUCGAGUAUCUGCACUCUGAAAAGAAAAUCCACAGAGAUAUCAAAGCUGCGAACGUGUUGCUGUCAGAACAAGGCGAUGUGAAGCUGGCAGACUUUGGAGUGGCCGGCCAGCUGACAGACACACAGAUAAAAAGGAACACAUUUGUUGGUACUCCUUUCUGGAUGGCUCCUGAAGUCAUAAAGCAAUCGGCCUACGAUUCAAAGGCAGACAUCUGGUCAUUAGGAAUAACAGCAAUAGAACUGGCUAAAGGAGAGCCGCCGCACUCUGAGCUUCACCCCAUGAAGGUCUUAUUCCUCAUCCCAAAGAACAACCCACCAACACUGGAAGGGAACUACAGUAAACCACUUAAAGAAUUUGUUGAAGCCUGUUUAAAUAAGGAGCCUAGCUUUAGGCCAACUGCCAAAGAGCUGUUAAAACACAAGUAUAUUGUAAGGCAUGCCAAAAAGACGUCCUAUCUGACAGAGCUGAUUGACAGAUACAAGAGGUGGAAAUCAGAGCAGUCUCGGGAGGAGUCCAGCUCUGACGACUCUGAUGACGAGCCAAAUGGUCAGGCUUCUGGAGGAGACGACGCUGGCAAUGAUGACUGGAUCUUCAACACCAUCAAGGAGAAGGACUUAAAACUGUUUCUGAAUGGGGCAGCACAGCCUGCUGAGCUCGAAAAGAAACAGGUGCAGGAAAGUCCAAAGAGGCCUUUGUCACAAAGCUUAUCAACAAUCUUUUCUCCAUUGUUUACUGAGUUGAAAGAAAAGGGCGAGCCGCGAAAUGGCAAGCCGGAGGCUGCAGAGGAGCUGCGGGAGGCCAUUUUCCUGGCAGAAGAAACACACCCAGGGAUCUGUGACUCCCUGGUAGCUGAACUAGUGCAGAGACUUCAGAGGUUUUCUGUGCUACAGGCAGCUGCCAGUCAUUGAGAGGAGCUACAUCCAGCUCUGCUCUAAUUUUCCACCCUGGUGGCAGCAGUCAGAUCUUUUCCUCUGACCUCCACAGCCGGGAUGAAGUCUCCCAGGAAGGUCUCCAUCACUCAUUUGCCUGAAGGAAAUCCUGGCCUACUUAAUGUCUGUUUAUACGCUAGCACACCACCAGAGGGUCCUAUUCAGGACAGUCAGUGGCCAGCCACUCUGCUGCCACAAUGACUUCCACCUGCUGUAAGAUGUCCCUUCUCAAUACCUCCUUCACAACUGUUUUUUAUUUUAAUGGUGGUGUCAGCUAUCUUUCUGCAAGGACUCCUGAGUUAUUGGUUUUUGGUGAGUUUGUGGCUUUUCCACAAAGGUUUGCACUCUGCAUCCUUUCGGAGGAAGUACCUUGCUUAAUUAAUUGUGUGCAUGUGUGUGUGUGUGUGUGGCUGUGCGAGAUAUCCUGUGAAAUGUGCGGUGAAGAGUGACAAGUGGGUUUGAAGCAUCCUAUUGAAAACUCAGGUAUCCUGCUUUAAGUGGAUUGGGUCCUCUGGGAGAUGGAAAGAGCUCUAUAGGGUGGUUGUACAGAUUUGUAAAUAAGCUAAUUUCUACAGAUUCAUGAAAAAAUAAUGGAGCGUUUGUAAUGGAACCACUGUGUACAAAUGGCCAAAUGCAAACUGUAGAUAAUGGUUGUGAGGUAAAUAUUUUGAGAGACUAAAAUGGCCAUACAUGAGAUUGCCUUGCCUUUCUACUUGUUCUUUUGUAUAUCAGUCUUUGAUUUCUCCAGUUGUAAAACUUUUUCAUCCAGUGAAUGAAAAUGGCUGCCCUCUAUCAUGUUUUACUAUUGAUUUAUUAUGUAUAUGUGUAUA